Messenger RNA from Chinchilla lanigera (long-tailed chinchilla), 6089 nucleotides. RefSeq names its product RAB11 family interacting protein 5 (class I) (gene Rab11fip5). Gene Ontology annotation, molecular function: small GTPase binding. Gene Ontology annotation, biological process: regulated exocytosis. Gene Ontology annotation, cellular component: early endosome; secretory granule; mitochondrion. The record is from RefSeq and is a predicted model, not a curated record. Lineage: Eukaryota; Metazoa; Chordata; Mammalia; Rodentia; Chinchillidae.
GGCCGGGUAUGCGGGCGCGGCGCUGGUAGCGGGUUCCUGAGCGCCAUCCGCCGCUGCCGAGUUUGUCACCUGGGCCCCGCGCUUUCGCCCGGUGCUGCCCACCCUCGCCCGCCGCUAUGGCCCUGGUGCGGGACGCCGAGCCGGCCUCAGGGCCCUCCCGCUGGCUGCCCACGCACGUCCAGGUGACAGUGCUGCGAGCCCGCGGGCUGCGGGGCAAGAGCUCGGGCGUCGGCAGCACCAGCGACGCUUACACGGUGAUCCAGGUGGGCCGCGAGAAGUACAGCACGUCGGUGGUGGAGAAGACGCAGGGCUGCCCCGAGUGGCGCGAGGAGUGCUCCUUCGAGCUGCCGCCCGGCGCCCUGGACGGCCUGCUGCGGGCGCAGGAGGCAGACGCGGGCCCGGCGCCCUGGGCUGCGGGCUCGGCCGCCGCCUGCCAGCUGGUGCUCACCACCAUGCACCGCUCACUCAUCGGCGUCGACAAGUUUCUGGGCCAGGCCACCGUGGCGCUGGACGAGGUCUUCGGCGCAGGCCGUGCCCAGCACACACAGUGGUACAAGCUGCACUCCAAGGCAGGCAAAAAGGAGAAGGAACGUGGCGAGAUCCAGGUCACCAUCCAGUUCACUCGCAACAACUUGAGCGCCAGCAUGUUUGACCUGUCCAUAAAGGACAAGCCGCGGUCCCCCUUCAGCAAGCUGAAGGAUAAAAUGAAGGGCAAGAAGAAGUAUGACCUUGAGUCCGCCUCCGCCAUCCUCCCAAGCAGCGCCCUAGAGGAUCCUGAGCUGGGCAGCCUGGGCAAGAUGGGCAAAGCCAAAGGCUUCUUCCUCCGCAACAAACUACGCAAGUCAUCUCUGACUCAGUCCAACACCUCGCUGGGCUCGGACAGCACCUUGUCCUCGGCCAGCGGGAGCCUGGCCUACCAGGGCCCCGGCGCUGAGCUCCUCACCCGCUCGCCGAGCCGCAGCAGCUGGCUGUCCAGUGAAGGGGGCAGGGAUUCUACGCAGUCCCCCAAGUUGCUCACCCAUAAGAGGACCUAUAGCGAUGAGGCCAGCCAGCUGCGUGUGGCCACUCCCCGGGCCCUUCUUGACCUCCAGGGCCACCUCGAUGCUGCCCCCCGCUCUUCCCUGUGUGUCAAUGGGAGCCACAUUUACAACGAAGAGCCCCAGCCCCCUGUGCGGCACCGCAGCUCCAUUUCAGGCCCGUUCCCCCUGUCCAGCUCCCUUCACAGCGUCUCUUCCCGGCCCUCUGAGGAGGGCUCUCGGUCCUCGGAUGACUCAUGGGGCAGAGGUAGCCGAGGCGCCGGCAGCUCGUCGGAAGUGGUGCCUGCACAGGAGGAGCUGAGCACUCAGGCCAAAGCGCCAUCUGGGGAGGAGCGGGCCCAGCCCCCAGAGGGGAAGCCAGUCCAGGUGGCCACGCCCAUACUGGCCUCCUCUGAGCCUGUGCUGGAGAAGGAGGGAGCUCGGAAGGAGGAACGUAAGCCCCGGAUGGGCCUCUUCCAUCAUCAUCACCAGGGCCUGAGUCGGAGCGAGUUGGGGCGCCGUGGCUCUGUGGGGGAGAAGGGUGGUCCCACACUAGGGGCCUCCCCGCAACAUUUGACCAGUGGGGAGGAAAAGCCCAAGAGUAGCUGGUUUGGCCUGAGAGAACCCAAGGAAUCAACUCAGAAACCCAGCCUGGACGUGUCUCCUCAGGUAGAAUCUGACCCAGCUGCUGCUCCUCACCACCUUCCCUGCUCCCCCUGGGCUCUGGCCCCCCCCACUCCUGUUCCCACUGCUGCUCCCAUGCUAAGCACUAACCUUUUUGCAGCCGCCUCCCCUGCUGCUGCCACUGCUGCCGCCGCUGCCACCACCACCACCACCCCCGAAGUCACCCUACCUGGAUUCUUGGGUGUCACCAACCCGUUCCUCACCUCCUUGCAGAGCAACCCCUUCUUCGAGGAGCUCGUAGCCAACAUAGCACUAAACUCUCCUUCACCCGCUCCCUCUCUCCCCAGUGCCUCGAGGGCCAGCCCUGCCCCCCUGGCCUCCCCUGGGAGAGCCCUGCCUGAGUGGGACGACACCUUCAACAUCUUUGCUGCCAGCAGGCUGCAUCCAGAGGCCAGGAGCAAGAUCCUAGCCCCAGCAGGAGUGGGGCUGGAGGCGGCUGGGCUGAAGGAUUCAGGCCCAGGGGCCAUGGCAGUGAAUGCAGCUGAGGCCCAAGCAGAUCCUGGGGGAGGAAGUGAUGGGAGCAGCAUGUGGUCAGAGCCCAGGGCUCCUCUGGACUUGGGACUGGACCAGCAGAGCACAAGUGCAUCUGACCCGGGGCCCCUUGGGUCAGCAGAGGCCGCCCUGCCCCCCGAGCUGCACCUUCGAGCCUCAGCCUCAGCACCAGACCGGGAGCCGCUGGCCCCGGAAGGUGGAGCAGGGCAGAGUCCAGCAGGUAGCGGAAGGUCUCUGUUCAGCUCCCCAGAAGUGAUCAGUGCGUGGGAGCAGCUGCCUGGUUUGGAUGACACCCCCGAGGGCCAGGACGAGGAGGCCCCCCAAAGGGAAAGCCAGCUUUUCCACGAGCUCAGUACAGCCGAUGAUUCCUGGCCCUGGGAUGUGGUCACCAUUUCUCCUGCAGCUGAGAUGGCCUCACCAGUCCUGCGCGGAGAGUCUGAUGAGCUGCCUGCUCCCCAGUCGCUGCCAGAAUCACCUGAAACUAUGAAUCCCACACAGAGCGAGGGCCUUCCCCCACUGGAGCUGGAGACAGAGCUUAAACAUGAGUGGGGGUCGGACGAGGGGCUGAAGCCCAGCGCACCACCUCCCAAGCCACCGCGCCUCUUCAUGCCCUCAAACCCUCAGGUGGAGGAAGAGGAAGAGAAUGCUGCGGGGAGGCCGAGUGACCAGGAAUCAGGGACAGAAGAAGAUGCUGCCCCACGUGCUGUAUUUGUUGGUCCUCAGGAAGCCAAGGAGGAGAGCGAGAAACCUGAGUCAGAGGAGUCGGACAGCCCAUCUUCUGCGACCUUGCUGGGCGAGCCAGGCCUGGAGGAGCUAGUAGAGGAUGCCAGCCCCCCUGGGUCCAGCGCCUGCCUGACUGUGCCCGCCAGCUGCCCUGAGGGGCCUGUGCCCACGCCCUGUUAUUCAGCAAGCUCAGCUCUUCCAAGUCUGCAGACCUGGGGGGCUCCAGAGAGAGAAGGCCCUGAGGUCUCGAGCCAGGAACCAGUAGAAGAGGCCCUUGCUCCUCUAUCCGACACCCCCCAGGGGGCUGAUGUGUGGGCCUUGGAGGAGGGUGCCUUGAGCCCCUUGUCUCAGGGGAGCCGAGAUCCUCCUAGUCUUCCCUCUACAUCCCCACCAGCGUCCAGGGAAUCUUCUAUCCACUCUGGCCCAGAAGAGCCACCCACGCCCCCAGAGCCUGCCUUUCCACCGCCCCCUCUCCCACCCUGGGCCAGCCACCGCCAUGGGGCACCUGGCCCUCCAUGCUCUCCCUUGCCUGGGGCCUGGCCCCUGACUUCUUCCUCCCCACCUCCGGGGGAGCCAGACUCACCCCCUGGCUCCUUUGAGCCCUUCCCCCCUGAAGGCUCCCCUGUCCCACUCGGGGAAGACCACGCUGCAGCCACCCCAGCCUCCCCGCUUGUGCUUCUGCCCUUGGAGACACGACCAGCUGAAGAGCCACAGCCCAGCGCCAGUCCCCACCCUGUGAAGCCCCUCAGUGCAGCCCCUGUGGAGGGCAGCCCCGACAGGAAGCAGCCCCGCUCCAGCCUGAGCACGGCCCUGAGCAGUGGGCUGGAGAAGCUCAAGACAGUCACGUCUGGCAGCAGUCAGCUUGUGGCCCCGGCACCCCAGCUUGGCCAGACUGUGGACACCAAGAAGCUGAAGGACUCUGCUGUGCCAGACCAGUCAGCCAAGUACUACCACCUGACGCACGACGAGCUCAUCGGCCUGCUCCUGCAGCGAGAGCGCGAGCUGAGCCAGCGGGAUGAGCACGUGCAGGAGCUGGAGAGCUACAUUGACCGGCUGCUGGUGCGGAUCAUGGAGACCUCACCCACACUGCUGCAGAUCCCUCCCGGUCCCCCCAAGUAGCCUCCCCUCCUCCACUCAUCCCUAGAGGGUUGGUGAGGACCUGCUGCCCAGAGAGGGCCCAUGUACCUGCCUGCCCGUCUGCCCGCCCGCCCUCCUUCCCAUCGAACAUACUCACCUGGGCAAGGCACAGCCUGUCCUUGUGGUCUCCCUGCUCCCCCGCACUUGCCUCUCUGAAGGAGAGCCCUGGGACCCCACUUGGAGGCAUCAAGUUCCAUGUAUAACUUGUGUGUCUGUGGGAGUCCUGGGUCUUUCCCACCUGCCUCUUUUCAUACCCUUAGCUUUGGGGGCUCUGUGGAAUUGGAACAAGGCAGUUAGUCCUCAAGAUGAGCAGGAGUGGACUGCAGGUUGGUGUGUCUGAGAGAGGCUAUUGUUGCACAGACUUUAUAACCCCCCAGGGAUGGUCUGCCAUUCCUUCCCACAGUAAUCCCUCAUCCUCUUCAUUCCCCUCCGGGUUCUGGAGGGGAUCUAGUAUUACAGGGACUGGGACAGGGACCAAUCUGACCAUUUGUCCAAGUUGUGGGCAACCCGGGUGCCUACUCUUCAGCCUUGCCCUCUUCCCCUGAGAGCAGGGGCCUGUGUGGUCCAGUCUAGUCUUUGCCACGUCCCAAGUCUUUUUCCACCUUGAGCUGUUGCCGAGUACAGUGUGGAAGGAGGUGAUGAUGUCUGUUGUCCAGGCUGCUCGUUGCCCUCUUUGGACCUUCCCCCUGGGUGUCACUGGUGAGUGUGAAGGUAGGGCUGAGUCAGACAGAGCUCCUCCUUGCUCUUCUGGUUCCCACUCAUCUCUGAUGUACAGGCCCCGCCACGUCAGGGCUGUAGGCUGCUUAUGUUUUGGGGAUUAAGCCUCCAUGUCUUUCUGUUUCCUGUCCAGAUGCCAAAGCUCUAUGCUCCUGCAGGGUUUGAACUUUUGGAACCCAAUGAAAAUGUGCCUUUUGCAGGUGGGGUCAAGAGCCUCUGGAUGUAGAUCUCUCCCCUGCUGUGGCAUCCCCCGCCUUCCUGUUUGAGCACACCUGGAUGGCUCUGUCGGGGUCCUGGGAAGGGGAAUGGGGGUUGAACAGUCCUGCUGUGUGUUCUUCCCCUCCUUGAGAGUUAUCUCAGCUAAGGGUCUGGUCAAGCUGCUGCUACUAACCCUCCUGCUGUCUUCCCUUCCUCUUCAACCCCAUUUCGAGGAUCCUAGGAUAAAAACCUCUGGUGAGCUAUUGUUCUGGGGCCAGUCCUGGCCUGGCCUCAGGACAGCCAUGCUGGAGCAGUUGGCUGUUCUGCAAGUGGGAGGCCGCACUAUGCCUUAGGAGACACCUAUACUCCUUUGUUGCUCCCCCACCCACCCACUAAGCUCUGUCCCAGCCUGUCCCUUCUGCCUUGCCUGGCUUGGCUGCUGUGUACUUUGAGAUGAAGUAUCUGUCCUUUGGCCUAGCCGCUGGUUUGCUUUUGGAAAACAUGGCAGGUUUCCCCAUGACAUCUGCAGGGAUCCUUUGCUACCUUGGGCACCCUGCAUUAGUAAAAGAUGGGGAGGGCAUGCCAAAGGAUGAUAUUUUUAGCCCAGUGAAGGGGCAAGAGCUCCUCUAGGGCCGUCUCCUGUGGGCUUGCUCAGAAGGCCUCAGGUUGUGUUCUCUGGGUGCUGGCGGUCUUCUGCCAGGAUGGAGCAGAUGGCCCUGCACCUGGGGGAGCCUCUGAAGAGUCGCUUACCUUAAGGUUCCCUCACCAGAGCUGAAUGUAUCCACAGGUGCCCAGAUCUUCAGUCACGUGUUUGAAGGGUCAUUGAAGAUUGGAGAAAUGAUUUUUCUGAGGGAGAGGCCAUUCUCCUACUAGGUAUUUUUUGGCUCUUUUUGGUCCCAGCCCCAGCCCUGGGUAGGUGUAUCUUUAGAAGAGGUUUUGAAUUGAAUUCAGCCAAGGGUUGUUUGAUGUUUUUGCUCCUAACCACAAGCUACAUGGGGGUGGGCAGGUAGCAGGCACAGUUCUGCUUUGCUGUUUGUCUCCCUAGGUGUACCUCUUGUUUAUAAAGAGCUUGUUCUUCAUGUUUUGAGCACUUUAUGAGGAAUAAAAAGUUCACAUACUGCA